AUGACAUCUGUCAUAAAUAAAGCUCAUAAGCCAUAUGCAUUUUAUAGGAAAUUGGAUUCAAAGCAUAGUAUGAUAAAGCUUGAUUUACUUGUCAUAUUGGGUAUCAGUGAACUAACAUUUGCUAAGGAUAUCACUAUACCUACUACGGAAUUGACCUCACCGAGAUGUCAUCUACUAUGUGGAGUAUGCUUAAAAACUGUAAAUGCAUCAAAAUGGAUCUUGGACAAUGAACCAUUUGUUCCAUUGGCUCUUGAUUUAAUUUCUCCAGUAUGCUAUAUCCUGCCGAAAACUAGCUGGAGACAAAAGUGUCAUAGACUUGUGAAUAGUGAAUUGAUGACAACGAUUCACGAUUACGUUAGUAAAAUGGAUGUCGUUUCUUUCUGCACGAAUAAAGGAUUUUGUAACAAACCAGUAACUUCUUCAUUACCCGAUGGAUUCGGUUCGUGUUUCACUGAGUACAUAGACUAUGCCCUGUCUCUGGUAACCGCUCCAGAAUACACUGAAACAAUGAUACAUAAUGUUUGCUUCAACUUUGCAGCUGACGCCGCUAAAUGUACGGAUACACUGAAAACAGCGGUGGAAUACCUGCUACAAUCAACUGACUAA
Messenger RNA from Heterobilharzia americana, 606 nucleotides. Lineage: Eukaryota; Metazoa; Platyhelminthes; Trematoda; Strigeidida; Schistosomatidae. The record is from the annotation of a GenBank genome assembly.